UACUAUCUGUAGUCACUGGCUGCGUGUACGAACAUGUUUAUGUAAAAAUAUGUACUUGAUCCACAAUUACCCGUUACAAUUUUUCUUUUAAAUUGUGACCAGACAUGUGUUAAUUGAAUUAACGAUGAAUGUAAAUAAAGGCAAGAAGAUUAAAGUAAUUUUAGAUGAGAGCGUAAAGCAUCGACGUAGUUCACUAAAAGUAAAUUUAAGUUGUGGUUCAAACUUGACAGAUUCUGGUAACGAAUCGCUCAAACAAACAGAUAUCGAGUAUCAUGAUGAUACAUGGUUAGGAAAUAAUAAACCUGGAUGCUCCAAUGGCAAGCAAACAUUUGUCAAUCAUAGCCCUGUAUCUCCUUCAAAAAUUGCAAAUGUAAGUUUAGAAAAAAUAAGUUACAAUGAUGCAAUUUUGAAUAGACAUUGUGAAAAAUUAAAAUAUGCUAUAUUAACCAAAACUAAUCAAAUGUUUGAUAAACAAAACAAACUAUCCCUUAAGACUUGUACAGUUUUAAAUGCUAUAGACGAUCGAUCAAGUACCGCUCAAAAUAACAAUGUUACUUGUAUAACUGAAAAAAAAAAUGUUAAUCAAGUUGAAUCGAAGUACACAGAAACCAAUUUGCAUCAAAGUAUUAAUAGUACACCAAAUGGGGAUAAAUAUAGACCCAAAAGUAUGAAAAACCAAAGAAAACAAAAUAGAUUAAAAAAGAGACUUUUAUUUCUUGCAAAGGAACCAUCGAAUGAUAAAAGUUUUAUUAGUUCUCGAAAUCAAUCUCUUUCCGUUUCAAAUACUUUGGUACGCGAAGAUACAUCUACAGCAACACCAAUUGCAUGCUCUACAAUGAUAGAUGGAAAUAAUAAAAUAUCUGUUACAGACGAUGAAAUACACUUUCAAGCUAGAAAUAGUUUAUCUUUGGUUUCAAACAUGCGUGCAGGAAAUAGUACGACAUCUAUGGAAAUAACAGAUGUUUGCGGAGGAUUUAUAUUAUACGAUAAACCACAGUCGUCUGUAAAAUGUUUAGCAAAAGAUGCGUCUAAAUAUUGCUUACGAAACAGAGCAUCCGAUAAUUGUGCUUCAGGUUCUCUAGAACAAACAUUGUUGCAAACAAAUCCAAAUGAUGAAAAAUUAUUAUACGAAACAUCCAACAAGUUCGUAAAAGCUACUACAGUUAAUAAAGAUAUCGAAGAAAACACCGAUAUGCAAUGGAAGAACAACCCAAGCAUAGAAACAGAUAGUGCAAAUACACUCCAAACUUCUUUAAAUGUAAACACUUCCAUUGACAUGGUCAAUGGAAAAAGCAUAGAUAAAUGCACACAGAAACACGAGAAAAAAACAUGUAAAAAUUUUAAAAGUAGAUAUAAAGAAGGUAUAGCAGGUGUAGCAGGUUUAGAAGAAGCUCAGGAAAGUAUAAAUACCGUCUGUACUUCGUUACAAAUGAAUACAUCGUUAAAUACUUUAAGUACGUCUGAAGAAAACGAUUGUAGAAAUAUAACAUCGGAAUUGAACAAUGAGAAGCAUAAAGAAAAGAAGAAAAUUAAUAGCGUAACUGUUAGUAAUCGGAAUAGACCAGUUGUUGAUCAAAUUUAUAGCAAUGAGCAAAGCUACAUAGAAGCCACCCCAUAUCCUAUGUACCGUUCUGUUAUGUUAAAAUCACAAUUAAAACAAAAUGCUAUAGCAUGUUCACUCGAAGGCAACAAUCAAUUUAAUGGAAGUGAAUUAAAAAACUCUACUGAUAUACAUGUUGAAGCUAAAUCACGUUUCCCGGAACAAGACAGGCCAGGAGUAUCUAUAAAUGUGUGUGGUCAAAAUCAAGAACAAACAAAAAGGAACACAAUUAUUUUGAACCAUUCGUCGUGUUAUGAGAGAUCUAAUAUGAAAUCACAAACAUCUGUACCUAUAGAAGAAGUAGUUAAUGAAAAUAAAUCGAAAGAAGAUAUAAAUAUUAAGAAAAUUGAUAAAAAAAGAUGUAAAAAAAAGCUGAUGCCUCUUCAUGAAUGUUCACAAGUAUCAUUUUCUCCUAUGGAAAAACAAUAUUCACCUCCUAGGUGCUUAAUGUUUAAAAAACAAGUUAAAAGAAAGAAUAAAUGUAAUAAAAUGAAUACUAGUAACGUUCAACGCAAUGAAAGAGAAGAAAAAAAAAAAAGUCAAGGGAAAAAAACAAAGAAAGUUGUCAGUAAAAAGAUUGUUAUUAAAAAAAUCGUUAAUGAAGACAUUUUAAAGAACUUGGAGGAAAAUAGAGAAAAUUUGAAUAAAACGCGAGGAGAUGUGCAUGGUUCGAAUGGAAAUUCGUCAAAUGAUUUUCAAUCCUUGAAAAGACCAUCUACUACACAGUUUACAAGAAAAAAUGGACGUAGAAUAAAUAUUGUUACAACUGGUUUAUCUAAUGAAGAUAAAGGUAUAGUUAAAAGCGUUGUUAAAACUCUUGGUCUUGCAAAACUUGAAUCAAAUGUUACGAAACAUACAACACACGUUGUAACCACAGGUGUCCGUACAAUAAAUUUAUUGCAUGGAAUUAUACGAGGCUGCUGGCUUGUCGGCCUUGAAUGGGUUUUAAAAUCUUUAGAAAACAAUGCAUGGUUAAGUCCAGAAGAAUAUGAAAUGGCGCACUUUUCAAAGGCGGUGCUGGUAAAAAUACACUAUUUAUUAAUUGAGAAUCGCAAAGAUAGGCAGUUGUUUGGAUCAUCUUAUGUUCCAGAAUUGUUUGCUGCUUGUGGAUAUAUAUACAUUGAAAGGAAUACAACACCUCCUUAUAGCGUGUUGAAAGAUCUCAUAAAAGCUGCAGGUGGUUGUAUUACUGAAAAUCCAGAUAUAGCAAAAGUUGUUAUUGGUACAGAAGGUAUAAAAGAAACUUGGGUUUUAGAUUGUAUCACGUCAGGUGAAUUACAACCAUAUAAUCAGUAUCGACGAUGAUAAGUUUUUUGUAUUUUAAGUAUUAACUCUUAUACGUCGAAUAUUGAAUUGGAUACCAAACUCAUUUGGUACUUGUAGCAUUUAUGGUAUAUCAAUUUAAAGUUUUAACCUUAAUGAAGAUAAUUAUACAUAUACAAUGUAGGCGCUUCAUUAAUAUUCUUAAUAAAAAAUGAUUGAAUGCCAGUUACAGUGAACAGUGACUAUAACUGGUGAUUUUCAUGUUUCUUUCAUGAAUAUUUUCAACAUUUGCAAUUGUAAAUUGAAGGAUUUGUUUAUUUAUCUAAUUGUUUCCCUGAAAUCUCAGGAAGGGGGUGCGUUUCCUGGGAGGGUGGCGUAUUGUAGGAUUCAAGAUUUUAUUUGAGAAAAUUUUCUUCUUUUUUGAAUACAAAAAUUUCUCCUCUGAAUUGGGCAUAAUGCCUGCUGA
Molecule: messenger RNA, 3329 nt
Organism: Osmia bicornis bicornis
Lineage: Eukaryota; Metazoa; Arthropoda; Insecta; Hymenoptera; Megachilidae
Gene: MCPH1
Exons: 4
Coding region: 125-2905 (926 amino acids)
Biological process (GO): mitotic cell cycle
Source: RefSeq, a predicted model, not a curated record